This is a messenger RNA of Venturia canescens, 4805 nucleotides long. RefSeq names its product apoptotic chromatin condensation inducer in the nucleus (gene Acn). The record is from RefSeq and is a predicted model, not a curated record. The transcript is spliced from 8 exons. NCBI's taxonomy places the organism in Eukaryota, Metazoa, Arthropoda, Insecta, Hymenoptera, Ichneumonidae. Bases 348 to 3116 code for a protein of 922 amino acids. Gene Ontology annotation, molecular function: RNA binding. Gene Ontology annotation, cellular component: precatalytic spliceosome; ASAP complex. Gene Ontology annotation, biological process: RNA splicing.
UUUGCAUAUUCAUAACGAUGCAGAAAAAAUGCAUACGCGAUUAGUGGUGUUAGAAGCUCGAUUGUUACGUGUAUCUCCAGCCGCGACGGAAUCGUGACGCGAUGGAAUGCUCCGUAAAUGUUGAUAUUGGCCACUUCGACUUCACUAUCGAUGAAUGCUUGUCUCACGUCCUUGAACGUCAUAAAAACGCGAUUAGGGUCAAUUCAUUAGCGCGAAUACGUGACAAAAUCGGCUUUUGCAUUAUCAUAUAUGUAACGUUUGAGUAAUUUUUCAAAUAUUUUUAGUCUUGGCGCAGGUGCCAGUGUUACAAUCCUCCAACACUUCAGAAGCUUCAUCUUGAAUCAAAAAUGAGGCGCAAGAGCGAAAGAAACAAGGGGAAAGCGUCCCCGGAGAAGAAAGUGGAGAAGCCAACGAGAAAAUCAACACGAAGAAGAGGCAAGAGGUCUCCGUCAACAUCGCCCGAUCGAGAAAACAGCAAUGACACAGUUGCAAUAAUGGCACGUGAAAAUGAAGGCGAAACAGCGUCUCAGUCGCAUUUAGCGGGUCGAGACAUUGAGAAAUUAAAUGAAACAGCGAAGAGUAGCGUAACUUCAACAGAAAUUUCAAUCAUCAAGGAGGAGGAGGAGCAAACUACAGAGGCUGGCUCAGUAUGGAAAGUGGCUAGAGCAGAUGCGUCACCUGGAGAGAUACAGAAAUUAAAAUUAUGCAGACAGCGCAAUAUGUCAGAAACAUCGGAUGCUUCGUCGAGCAGGAAGAGAAGUAGCAAAUGGCAUGAGGGCAGCGAAGGUAUAACGGAGGAGAUUGAUUCAUCCGAUGAGCGUACGACGGUGGGCUCAUCAAAGACCACCGUUGAGGAUGCUCCAAGGACCGAAGAGAACACCUCCGUUGUACAAGGUCGGGACUCCAGCGAAGAGGUAAGUGAUAGCAAGGAGUUCCCGCCCGAAAUCGCAACAGCCGAAUUGUCUGACGUGAAACCAAACAUAGAUUACGUGGAUCAAGGUGAGACGAGCCAGACGACUAUUGUUAUUAACGCGAAUGUGCGUCAAGAUGAUGCUAAACCGAGCGAUGCUAUUCCUGAGCCAAGCGGUGGCGAACUGAAGUCGAGCGUCAACGAGAAUCCUGACGGAAACAAGCACGAUGAGGAACAAAUCUCCAACGAAGCGGAGACCGAGAGGCAAAUUGAGAAGGAAGCUGAGAAGGAGAAUAAGGAGAAAGAUAACAUUGAGGAUCAUAUAAAUACGGAGAUCAAAGUCGUCCCUAAUGACCAACAAACUUUUGAUCGUUGUUCCAAAAACGAGAAUGAAACGAGCCUUGAAGAAAGUGCUAAAACAACCGACGAUAACAAUGAUCUUCGAGAUUCCAAAGAAUCCAGCAGCGACGAGAACGAACUCGAACAUGAAAAACGUCGAGACAUCGUUCCAUUAAAGAGACAACGAGACGAUACUUCCGACGAUAAUUCUGAGGAUAACGAUAAAAAAGAAAAAGUUACUAAAGCACCUUUGCCACGUACAACCAGCAGGAGAAAGCAUCGGGACAAAUAUCGCGAUUCGUCCAAUUCCGAUACCGGCGAAUCCGAGGACGAACCCGAACGAGAUAACAAGAGAAGUAAGAGGAACGUCCUCGAGGAAUCUCGUUCUACCAGAGAUCACUCGCCCAACAUCGAAGAAUCCAAUUACAAUAAAGAUAUUUCACGAACGCCCGAGAUUCGACCGGAGUCACCGACUCGCAACGAUAUUCCUACUGAUAAUGAAAGAAAAAUCGUUGAGAAUGAUAAGUCCAAGACGAACGAUGAUAAUGAACGAAUCGAACAAAUUCCUGCAGCUAAUGCUACUGUUGUACAGGCACAAACUAAUUACAAACCUGCUAAAGUCAACUUGAAGAGAUCAUUCGCUGCUAGACCAUCGGUAGAAUCCGUGGAAUCAAAGAAAAAUGCUCCUGAUAAUGAGGCCAACGAUCUUGCCAAUCAAGAUAAGGAGAAUCACGCGAGCGGCGAGCAAAAUGAUGUUAAGUCCAUUCCAAAGAAACGCCGUUGGGGAACGAUUCUCACACCAACCGACCCUACGCCAGCAUUUUCGGUUUCAACGGAAUCUCUCAAGGUUCUUGUACCAGGCGCCAAGCCCCUGCCCAUCAAUGAGGUUCGUCUCUCGAAGGACGACGACGAGGAGCGAGAUCGUCGAAAUCAACGAGAGAAACGUUACAGUACGAGUGAAUCUGGUACAGAGCAUAAAUCACGCGAUGAUGAAAAACCGAAGAACGCGGAAUCAAAGAAAGAUUCUAAAGGAGACAAUCACAUCGUUUCAAGGCGGAAAAUCUCCAUUGUGAAGGACACGCAACACGCCAAAUCUCCGAGUCCUCCUGCCGCUGUACCCACGAGCAUACUUCUUAUUAAAAAUCUGGUUCGACCCUUUACUUUGAAUCAAAUUCGGGAACUUUUGUCGCGUACUGGAACCAUCGUAGAAAAUGGGUUCUGGAUGGAUCGCAUUAAGUCGAAGUGUUUUGUAGAGUAUUGCAACGAGGAUCAGGCGUUUGAGACGAGGCAAGCCCUUCAUGGAAUAUCGUGGCCAGUAUCAAAUCCAAAAAAAUUAAUAGUAGAAUACGCCACAAAGGAAGACAUGGAAAUGGCACGCGAGCUUGCGAAGGAUCAACCCGCGUCACGGAAAACUGAGCCACUGGCGGUGAACGAUGGAUGGCAGCAGGAUUGGGCCCGAGAUGAGAGAACGAAUUCCACGACGAAGGUAACGGUCGUCAGGGAAUGGGAUUUAGGCAAGGAGGAUGGUCAACAUUUUGCAAAGGAUAAGGAGCGCGAGAAGAAGGAGCUUGAAAAAAAGAGACGGCAAAGGAGUCGAAGUCCAACGUUAGAAGCACACCUUCCAGCGCCAGCUCGAAAAUUCAAAAAGAAGGAAGAUGAUCCACCACCUGCGAAGCUACUUGAUGAUCUUUUCCGAAAAACCAAAGCUACACCGUGCAUAUAUUGGCUACCACUUACCAAUGAGCAGAUCGUGGUGAAGGAAGAGAUGCGGAGACAGCACAUGGCAGAACACGCUCGUAGACUGGAGGAAAUGAGACGCGCAGAAAGGAAUCGUGAUGCGCGUCGUCGCCGCAGUCCACGAAAAUAAAUACAAUCCACACGUUUUUCCUCCUUCUCCUCUCUGAUUUUCUUUGCACCCUCGGUUUUAUAUUAUACGUGCCGUCAAGUGGGGAGGGGUCAAAGAAAUAUUGGUCAUCGUCGUCGAGACGAUUCAGGGCGAGGGGAUGAUCAACGGAGAUACUAUACGAUCUUGAGUGGGUUGAGUUUCUCUUGAUUAUCUCGCCUUCCCCCUCCCCUCGACAAUAAAGUCCGUUUUGUCGAGAUAAGCUAAAAAGCAAAAUAAAAAAUAUACGUUGUGUGGACGCCUAUUUGUUGAACGCGAUAUUAUUUAACGGUGGAAUUGAUCAUUACCGUUUGACAUGAUCAUGACGAUGAGCAAUUAUCGUUCAAUUUCGUUGCAAUUAUUUCGUAGAUCUAUCCGACGGGAAUUUUGGUACCGGUACGAAUCGACGGCCUCUCCAUUUAUAUCCUUUCUCUAUUGCCUCAAAAAUUUGUUUUCUCAUCAAUCAUCCGAUGAUUCUCUAAAUAGUUUUUUUUUUUUAGCCAUUCAAUUACGGAUUUGUUUACGUCCACGUUCAUUCAAUUGCCCAUGUUCUUCUUCCACUGUGUAACUCGAGUGAGCGCGAUAUCCCUCGCGCCUUCGGGCGUGCAUGAUCUCCCGAAAACUCGAGGAAAUUUCCCAGGAAUUCCCGUAUUCUCAGCAUUAAAAAGUGCUUCUUGCAGGUCGUCCACGUACGCCUCUCUGACAUUCGUCAUUGGCGCCACUAAUACGAAUUCUCUGUGGUUUGACGGAGGACCGCUAUUGAUUAUUACGAAUAAUCGUAAUGCAGCGAGCAACGUGGGAUUCUAUAAUAUAAAGAGAUUAUAUAUUGAAAUGAAAACUAAGAUGUGAAUCCAUCAUCAUCCGAAACAUAGUAUUGCGUAACAGCUAAUCGGAGUUCUGGUACAGCUCAUGAAUAGACCCAAUUUGUAACCCAACAGUAGGGAAAUAUAAUAAAAGUGACACUUUUUCUUUCUUCAAUUAUAAACGUGCAAAUUCAAAUCACUAGUUACCAUCGAAAUUGCUUAACCAUAAGCAUCAGGAAUAACAGUGAAUAUGAUAAAUAUUCAAAAUCCGUAGAUACACGAAUGAACAGAAAUUUUCAAACGUAGUUUCAUUGUAAAAUCGUGAAACAAGAGACACAGAAAACAAAAAAACGCGAGCCAGAAGCGAGAUGUUUUUACUCUCACUGCUAUUAUCAAAGUCACGAUAAACUAGUGAUAAUAGAUUUUGAGUAACAAGAAAUUUGUCUUUUAUAUGGAAAUUGGAGUUUUGUGGACGAGAGGCACCUAAGUUGGUGGGCGUUGGGUCAUCUGAGAGUCCUUUGAGUAAUUCAUCGAGAUUGAAAAUAUUUUGACUUCGUAGAAGAAAAAGUCUUGAGCCACGAAUUUUGCUCGUACGCUAGUACGUUUUAUGUGAAACAAAAAAAACAAAUCAAUCAGCAAUUAUAUAUUAUAAUUAUAAAAACAAAUCUUAAGGAAAACACAAAAUGAAAAUAGCGUGCGAACGUUUAGGAAUAUUGUCGCUUGUAAGCGUAAUCGCACUGACAUUCAAAGAGAAUCAUUAAUAAUUAAAAAAAAAAAAUAAAAAUAGACACAAGACCCGCUGUAAAUAAAUAUGUCGGAAUUCCAUGAUUUCAUGUGUAAAAUUUAUCAAUAAACACCAAAAUAAGACACA